UGACAGGCGGCAAAUUUUCCGUGUUGUGGUUUUUGGAGCGGCGCAGCACUUUCGAUGAAAACAAGAAGAUGGAGCAGCACAAAAGUCGGCUGGUUUACACCAUCGGCAUGCUCACGCUGUUCCUCUGCGGCGCGGUGCUCUUUCUGAUCGGCUUCUUUCCGGCCUCCUAUUCGGUGGCGGAGGACCAGAGCAGCGUCCCAGAAGACCGGCCCACCACAUUGCACGGCGUUGAACUGACGCCACCGCCACCGGCCUACGACUUCUUCAUACUGUUCCUGGUCGAUGCGCUGCGCGAUGAUUUCCCCAGUGCCACGUCUAUGCCGGUGGCUCAUUCCAGGGCCUGCGAGAGGCUCACCCUCCAUGUGGACAUACCGACGGUGACGAUGCCACGCCUGAAGAGCAUCACCACCGGCACCCUGUCGAACUUCAUCGACAUUGCCCUGAAUAUUGGCCACACGGAGCAGCUGCAGGACUCCUUGCUGCACCGCCUGAAAAACAGGAAUAAGAUCGUCUCCUUUGCCGGUGACCACACCUGGGUGCGGCUCUUCCCCAGCGAGUUCACGCGGCAUGCCGAGAACCAUGAUUCCUUCUAUGUAAACGACUUCUACGAGGGCGAUCGCAAUGUGACCAAGACACUGGAGACGGAGUUGCUGCUGAGCGACUGGUCUCUGCUGAUCCUACACUAUUUGGGACUGGAUCACAUUGGUCAUGUCGAGGGCAGUGAGAGUCCGAGGGUGCCGCUCAAGCUAAAGGAAAUGGAUGAGGCGGUGCAGAAGAUCUUGGAUCAUCCCAAGAGCUUACCCAAGUAUUUGCUCAUGCUAACUGGGGAUCAUGGCAUGGCCGAUGGCGGAGGACAUGGCGGAAAUACACCAGCCGAAACAAUGGUGCCCCUAUAUCUGUAUUCCAACAAUUGCAGCAAGGCCACAUCGAACCCUAAACGCUACAACCAAAUCGACAUGGCGCCCACUCUUUCAGUGCUUCUGUCUGUCGAGAUACCAACUCAAUCCAUUGGCUGCCUGAUACCAGAGAUGCUGCAAUCGCUGUCCCUGGAACACCAGAUGUACGCCUACUUCUACAAUGCCCACCAUUUGCUCAACAAGGCGCGCGUUAAGUUUGGCCACGACAGAGUCCAUCGGAGCGAUUACUACACCUGGUAUCAGAAUGCCACCUUGUUGCACAAGAAGCUACUGCAUCCUUUGAGAGAGGGUGAUGGAGGUGGAGCUAGUCAGGUUUACUACCAGAACGCCAAGCUCAAUUAUAUGCGGGUUGCUCGGGAGAUUUCCGGCCUGCUCUCCGAAUCCCUGGUGAAGUUUGACUACGGAUUUAUAGCCCUAGGAUUAGCUUUGACCACGGCGACAUCCCUACAUAUUUUGCUCAGCGUCUUGUUCUUGGAUCUCACCGAACAGCUUCAGCUGGACAGACUUAAGCCAGGGCAACUGUUGGUUUCUGUUAUUGCGGCUGUCCUCUUAAAUGUGACUAGUCAUGCCUUGGAUAUCAUCCUAACUAGUUCUACUCUCGAUAGUAUUCUGCUAAUGGUACCCAUAUCCAUUGCUGUUUAUCUUACAAUCGAUGUGGCGCAGGCGCUGCUGAAGAUUGCAUUGCCUCCGAUAUACACGCGUCGCCUAAGGAUCUCCAUUCCGCUGCCACUACCUCUGCUAGCUUGUUUUGCUAUUCGCACCUUGACCCUUGGUUCCUCUUCGUUCAUUGAGUACGAAUACAAGACCUGGUAUUACCUGGGCAAUACCCUCAUCCUGCUGACAGCAUUCCGAACUCUGCGACGGCGCAUCACCAAAACCAAUGUGGAACUGGAUGGCCGCCAUCUGUACACCAUUGCUUCUACGUGCCUGUGGCAAAUGCGCAAGGUGUUUGUCAUGCUUAUGCUGCUCACAUUGAUGCGCUACAACCACAGGCUACAGGCAAUUCGGAGCACCAUCGUGAUAUUCUCACUGCUGUUGCUUUGGGCGCGCCUGCAUCGUCACAACCAAUUGCCGCAGUCGGUGGCCAGCGGAGCAGCUUUGUUUAUGGUUUACUGCUUUCGCGGGCUCAACGGCCAGGUGCAUUUCUUCGAGGUGCCGCCGCAUAUCGCUUCAAAGCUAAUGGUGCCCACGCUGGUGAUCUUCUGGUGCUGCCUGGCCUUGGUUCUAGUGCUGGGCUAUCGGGCGGCACUGCCGCAAACGCAAAGCUUCGGCGAGGUGCCGCCCACAAGUGUGUUGUUGCAGCUGCUCCAGACGAACCUCAGCAGCUCCCUGCUGCUGGCUGCUCUGCUGCAGAAGGUGCAGAAUAUUCUCCUGUUGCCCGUACUCCUCGUGGCCCUGCAGCAAACCUACAAGCUGUGCGAUGUUUUCGGCACCAGUGCCCGAAAGUUCUCCGUGCGCGUGGUGCAUGUGUACAAGAUCAUCAUGACCAUAUUCCUGGCCAGGAUGUUCUUUUUCUACCAGGGCAACUCAAACAGCUUGUCCACGAUUGACCUGACGCCCGGUUACAUUGGGCAAACGAGCUACAAUCCCUCGAUUGUGGCCCUCUUCGUUACCCUCAACACUUACAGUGCUGAGAUUCAUGCAUUCCUCUAUCUAAUUGUGCACACGUUGCGCUCGGAUCUGCGCAGUGUGGGCAUCAUGCAGCUGCAGCCGCCUUACUCCAUAGCCGCAGAUUCGCUGAUAGCUCCGCUAUAUGCCGCACUCAUCAUGCUGCCGGCGGCGUUCUACCUCCUCCUGAUGCUCGGCUUCCGCUACCACCUCUUCAUCUAUUCCGUCUUUUCACCCAAAGUACUCUACGACUGUUACACUGUGCUGGUGUUCUAUUUGGUAUUUUUAGUAACGAGUUUGUACUUUAAAUUGUUUAAACAUGACGCUUAAAUAAGAAAUAAUUUAAAAACGCUUAA
Molecule: messenger RNA, 2881 nt
Organism: Drosophila takahashii
Lineage: Eukaryota; Metazoa; Arthropoda; Insecta; Diptera; Drosophilidae
Gene: PIG-G
Product: phosphatidylinositol glycan anchor biosynthesis class G
Biological process (GO): GPI anchor biosynthetic process
Cellular component (GO): endoplasmic reticulum membrane
Source: RefSeq, a predicted model, not a curated record